AUGGGAAAUUUACCAGCUGAAAGACUGAAUCCUGCACCUCCUUUCUAUACUACCGGGGUAGAUUACGCGGGACCCUUUUUAAUAAAAGAUAAGGAUGGUAGAGGUUAUAAAUUAAAGAAAUGCUAUAUUAGUUUAUUCGUUUGUUUUUCAACACGUGCGGUACAUCUGGAGUUGGUUUCAGACCUCACAACUGAAGCGUUUCUAGCAUCGUUUAGGAGAUUUAUCGGGCGCAGAGGCAAUCCGGCUCAAACGUUUUCUAACAAUGGAAAAAAUUACGUCGGCGCAAGCGCCAAGCUAAAACUUUUCUUAGAAGAAAACGCUCAUAAACUAACAAGGUCAAUUGAGAAUGAGUAUAUCUCUUGGUCGUUUAUACCUGCUUGUUCCCCUCAGUUUGGAGGACUCUGGGUGGCCGGAGUGCAGUCAACCAAAUACCACUUACAGCGCGUGGCUGGUAAUGCGAGAUUAAGUUUCGAAGAAUUUUAUACGCUGCUUGUGCAGAUCGAGGCUGUAUUAAACUCCCGUCCUAUGUCCCCCCUUUCCAAUGACCCUUCCGAUUUUUCGGCUCUUACCCCCUCUCACUUCUUAAUUGGAAGGUCUAUAGUACAACUAGCACAACUAGACUUGACAGACGUUCCCAUGAACAGACUAUCACAUUUCCAGCGAAUCCAGCAGUUGCAGUAA
Messenger RNA from Anoplophora glabripennis (Asian longhorned beetle), 681 nucleotides. RefSeq lists its product as uncharacterized. Bases 1 to 681 code for a protein of 226 amino acids. The transcript has a single exon. The record is from RefSeq and is a predicted model, not a curated record. Gene Ontology annotation, molecular function: nucleic acid binding. Lineage: Eukaryota; Metazoa; Arthropoda; Insecta; Coleoptera; Cerambycidae.